AUGAGCAACAUCACACUUGCUGUAGAAGCUGACCAGGAUGUAGGAGAGAUGCUGAGGAACUUGUGGGAAGAGGCUGAUGAAAAACCAAAGAAUGAUGUGAUUGUAUUGAGUGACUGGCCUAAGACUCUAUACCAGGAGCCUCACCAUCCCCAGAGCAAGCCUUUCAUCUCUUUCUAUGCCAUUGAUGUCAACUAUUUUGUGUCCUUAAACUGGGUGGAACCACAUUCAAAACAAAUACAGGCAGUACUUUGGGUACAGAAGAAAGAUACAGAAAUGGGAGGAAUGAUAGAGAAGAUGAAGUUUCCUGUGAUGGAUCAAGUGCCACCCAUUGAAGCAAUGGUCCACACAGGUUCCUACCACAUGUUAAUUGCUUACUGUGGUGACAUGCGCCUGCGGCUCUUCGGAGAUCACCAUCAAGCAUUCAUAUCUCUGGGCACAGUGCCCUGUCGUUUCUCCAUCAGCUGCCUCUGCUAUGACUCAGAAGCUGAGAUACUGCUCUCUGGUACCCUGGGGGCUGUGGUUACCUGGCUUAUCUUACCAAACGGCAGGGGCCUCCAGGUGGCACAAACAGUGCUCAUGUCUGAUCAUGAGUUUGUACAGGGCUUUUCCCUGAAUGGCCCCCAGGGCUCCCUCCUGGCUCUUUGUGAGAAUAAGGUGAGGGUCUUCACCCACCAGGGUCAGGGCCAGCUGAAAGAGGUAAAAAAGUUCACUCCCACAGCCAAUGGCUCUUCUAUCACCUGCUCCUUCACUUGUGUCUCUCAGGGCUAUUUCUAUGCUGGAAACAAGGAUGGAGAGAUCCAUGCUUGGGGUCUAGACCAGGGUAACUUCCUCCACAGCUUCCAAGCCCAUUCUUCAUCAGUGAUAUGUGUUUACAGCCGGCCAGAGACCUACACCUUACUAACAGCAGGCCGAGAAGGCAUUAUAAGGGAAUGGAAUCUUGCCUUUGGGAACUUGCUGCGGCAGCUGGAUAUUGAUGAGGAUUUGCAGCAACUGCAGUUUAUUGAUAACACCACUUUUUUCUGCCAGACUACCCACACUUUCUCAUUGCACCACCUACCAUAUUUUUAUAGCCUCUUCAAUGUCUGUGGUUCUGCUCCUGAGCAGGUGCAGCGGGUCUGCUGUGGCCGUAAUUGGACUCGGAUCCUGUGUGCUACUAAGGAUGGUUUAUUGCGCUUCUUGUCUCCAGUAACAGGAGAUCUCCUGGUUAUCACCUGGCCUCUACUUGUCAUGGAUAAGGCCGUAGCUUGGGCCUAUGACUCAGACAAAGAAGAGCUCUUUGUGGCAACAGGCAGUUCAGAGGUGCUGGUGUUUGAUGCAACGCGCUCUCCUUGCAUGGCCAAGUAUCUGGUAUGCACUUCAGUAAACUCUGGGGAUAAAGUAAGGUGCCUGGCCUAUGGGCAGUCCCAUUUGGGUAUGGGCCUAGUAGGAUUGAUGUUCUGUGGGCAUGACAGUGGCAUUGUGAGAAUCCUCUCCCACUAUAGCUGUGCUCGAAUAGAAAAGACUGUUCACUCUGGGGCAGUUUUGGCACUGUCUACCCUAGAAGGUCCUCAGGAAAUCUCCUUACUCUGUUCCUAUGGCAUGGAUAAUACUAUACACCUGACAGAAGCUGUGCUUCAGAAAAACAAGGUAAUCCUGCAGCCCAUAAGCAAAAUUCUCUGUGCUUGCCCCCUAACACACGUGAUCCUCUUGCCAGGUUCUGUGGGUGCCAUCACUGAGAACCACUGCUGGCGUCUCUGGCACUACCAAGAUUUUCUGAAAUCUUCAGAAUCAAAACAAAGGUCUGUUAGAGACAAAGAGACAAAAUGCCUGCACCAGUGUGACAUCACUUCAUUUGAUGUCUGCUCUUCCCUGAAACUUUUUGUCACAGGGGGCACUGAUGGCUCAGUCCGGAUCUGGGAUUUCCAUGGUAGACUCAUAACUGAGUUGGAUUCAGCAUUGCAUUUUGGCCCACUCUGCUUUGCCAAUAAUCGGGGUGACCUGCUUUUGACUUUCAACCAGAGUCUUUACCUGGUAUCCUGCUUAAAAUUGCUCCCUCCUGCUCAGCUGAUUCACCUAGCUAUCCUAAGCAGUGCAGACGAUAUACAAGAAGUCCCUAAACCCUUCCUGCCUAGCUUCUUCUUUUCUUUUGAAAGAGUAUUUGUACCCAAAUUUGUCUACCUUGGACAAGGGCUGCAGGAAUUACAGGGACUAGAGGCCCUUGUUAACAAACGGGUCAUUGCCUUUGACAAUACUGUGCCGCAUGUUGUAGAGGAAGAGAGACAUAUGUCCACUCUGAUUCAUGUGGAACCCAAAUCACACUUUUGGGAGGAUAAGAAUAUUGCUUUUGACCCCAAGCAUAAUCAUCCCCGACACUUGGUUCCUGCUCAGUUACAGCUUGCUGGCUGGGAUGGAUUGAACCCCUACCAUAUAUUAUGUUGCUUCUUUGGUAAAGGGCGGCAAUGGCCCUUUGCUCCUGAUGGCUACAUCCCCAACUCAGUUAUCCGUGCCCGCCUUUGGCCUGAUGGCACCCCAAUCUUCUUACGCUUUGAUCUGUACCAAGAUAAAGACUGGGACAUGACCAAACUCAUCAGAUACCAGACACUGUCACCUAUGCCUGUACUAGAAGAGAACAUCUCAAUGAGAAGAGAGAGGGAUAAAUCCAAGAAGUGGAAACGAACUUUCUAUGAUGUUCUAGUAAGCAUAAUGAACCGAAAUUGGACAGGAAGAAAAUUUGAUGAAGGAAUUAUAAAUAAUUUAAUCGAGGCCAUCCUCAACCUCACAAUUUACUGUUCUAUAGAUCAAUACAAGACAUAUAUUAGUGUCCUGGCACAAAUUUUUGCCACUUACCAGGUAUCUCCAAGAUUGUGCUCUGAGGCUGCCUGUCGCCUAAUGGAAGAUACAGUUCAUCCCAAUCCAUGCAUCCGUGAGCUAGCCUGGGAGGGGUUGGAGAGGCUAGGUGUCCUGAGCCAUCUCUUUGCUGUGCCACUGGCUAUGGGAUUGAUGGACAGUGAUGAAAAUGUGAGGGCUAAGGCCUUAUACCUUAUGAUAAGAGUCACAGGCAUCCAAACUAAGACUAUGCUGGUAGGCCUGCUGAAGAAACGAGACACGUUCCAAGAAAUGCAGCGGGAAUUUAUUGGAGAAACCUCUCUGGACCAGCUGCUGGGGAUCCAAGCUAAAGAUAUCCAGUGCCUGCUUACUCAGGUGGAGCAGCAGCUAAAUGAAAACCUGACUUUGUCAUAUAGAGACCAACAGCCUACUUUUUUUUUAGACAUAUCAAUGGCUGGUAAACCUGAGACCCUUGUCAAACAAAUAGUCAUACCUGAAGAGAUCACCAAACCAAAGAAAAGAAAGACAUAUGUUCAAGCAAAAAGAAGAGAGCUUAUUAAAAAGGACCUGAGAGUUUCCAGAAAGCUAAGACAGACAGAGUUUAUAAAAUUUAGCUCUAUGUUCGUGCCUUCAAAGGAUGAAGAUGAACAAAGAGAGGCCAGGCAAUCAGAGCAGAUUGACACCAGGGAUGUUACCUUAGAGCCUAAACUGCGAUUAAGUACUUUCAGCCCAGCCAAAUCUCAAGAGGAUGCUGAGUCAGAGGAGGUUGUGAUGGAAGCCACAGAAGGAAGAGGCCACAUGGAGGUGACAGAGGUUAUGAAGGCCAUAGAUCAACGUGGCAUGGAAGAUUAUGGAGAGGUGUUCCCUCAGGUGGAAAGACACGAAGGAGAAGGAGGAGGCCACAUGGAGGUCACAGAGGUUAUGAAGGCCAUAGGUCAACGUGGCAUGAAAGAUUAUGGAGAGGUGUUCCCUCAGGUGGAAAGACACGAAGGAGAAGGAGGAAGCCACACGGAGGUCAUAGAGGUUAUGAAGGCCAUAGAUCAACGUGGCAUGAAAGAUUAUGGAGAGGUGUUCCCUCAGGUGGAAAGACAAGAACUUAUGAGUAGGCUUUGGAAAAGGGCACUGGAAAAAAGCUGUGAAAAAGUAGCUGCGAAGUUGAAACAGGAAAAAGACUUGAAGGAUAUUUCAAAGACAACUGCAGAAGAGCCCAAGAAAAAAGUCAUGCAGAUUACUGAGCAAGAAAAAUAUACAAGGAAGAAACAUGGAAAGAGUGACCGAGGUUUGGCUGAGAAACAAGCUAAGAAAGAGGAGAAAUGGGUUGGGAAAGAUAAGAAAUCCAUUGAUGAAAAAGAACAGAUCCAUGAAAAAGAGCAACUAGCCCUAAAAGAGCAGAAACAGGCCCAGGAAGAGAGAAUAUGGCGUCAGAAAGAGGAAAAAGAGAGCAAUCAAAGAAAACAAUGGGCCUGGGAAAAAGAGAAGUUGUCUGUAGAAGAGGAGGAACAUGCUGGUGAAAUGCAGAAAACGUUGCAGGAGAAAGCACUGACGAAAAGACUGACCCAGAAAGACAGUAAACUGGCCAAGGAAGAGAGGUGUAUUGAUAAGAAAGAAAAGGAGAGCUUGACUGAGGAGGAGGAGGAGAGCCUGAGUGAGGGGGAGGAGGAGAGGGUAAAUGAGGAGGAAGAGGAGAGCCUGAGUGAGGAGAAGGAGGAGAGCCUGAGUGAGGAGGAGGAGAGCCUGAGAGAGGAGGAGGAGAAGAGCCUGAGUGAGGAGGAGGAGAGCCUAAAUGAGGAGGAGGAGAAGAGCCUGAGUGAGGAGGAAGAGGAGGAAAUGGAGAAGAUAGAGAAAAGAGAGGAGGAGGAGGAGGAAAAGGAGGAAAGGCAGAAGGACGAGGAGAGCAGACUUAUGGAGGUGAUACGCUCAGAAGAGAGAGAAUUGAAAACAGAGCUCUCCAAGGAAGAAGUGAGCUUAUCAAAGCUAGCAAUAGAAGAUGAGGCUCUUGCUGAGAAAAGGGAAGGUACAAUUAGAAGGGAAAUUCCUUUUAAGAAAGAAAGAUUGCUUGAUGGAAAGAGAGAUCCCACACGUACGGAUAAGGUCAUGUGGCCAACAGUUCUGAAGAGCCCUUUCAAAAUACCACUCCCAGUAGCCUUGGAAAAAGAGAGAAUGCCCCUGGAAGUGUUGAGAGUUCAUCUGGAUUUGGAAGGACAGGAAAAUCAACUUCUUGGAGCACACCCUAGGACAAGUUCUUGGGGAAGACAAGAGGAUAUGCUCUUGGAGAAAGCGAGGGGUUUGAGAAUAGGCUUAGAGACCCAGAUUCCAGAAGGCCUCCACAGGCCAGAGUCCCACUUAUCAGAUAUUAUCAUGAAAUCACAGAAACCUGAACAUUGGCCCAAAGGUGACAGGUGGAAGUGGUUCUUUAAGUACCAUGAUUCUCCAGUGAGAAAAACUGAAGGCCAGGUCCCAGGGCCAGCCCCAGCCCCAGCCCCAUCCCUUACUCCUAUACCAGCUGAAAGGCCAUGCUACUCAGAAGCAAGCUUCUCAGAUGAGGACUGGAUUAACAAUGCCUUAAUAAGACUGGAAGCAGGAGAGCAGCUUUCCAGGGACAGUUUCCAUAGACUGCACCAGCUCCUCAGAGACUUCACUUCAAAGGGAUACAUGAAAUGGAUGCAUCUGUGCAAUCUUAAAGCCAUUGCUAAACACCUAAGGCAGAACCUCGAGGUAAGUCACACAGACAUAUCACAACAACAUAAGAAUGCUUUGAGUCCAGUGCACUUAAAAGUGAUCCCUCCAAUUAAAAGAAAAGAAAAAGAGAGCCGGCUAGAGCCACUGUCCAUACCUUCACCGGUGUUACCAUCAACCACCAAGAGGAUUCGAGUCCCAAAGGCUAUAAAUUGGCAUCUUUUAGGAGAACCUUACAGGAGUGCACGGGUAAGGCAACUAUCCAAUGCUCUCAAAGAGAUGGAAAUGAAACAUUUCUAUCCUGCUGCAAGAGAGAUUUUCACAGGUGCCCAUGCCUCUGUGGACAAACAAACUCUAGCACUGAUGUUUCAGAAGGAUCUGAGGGCUUUUAAGGGAAAAGACAGGCCCCUCACAUUGCCCAAGUUGAAGAAGACACAGCCCAUCUCUAAAAAAAAGGAAGAGGUGCCUCAAUGGGAGACAUUUGUGGCACUGUACCAUGUUUUGCAGAUGAUGCAGCAACAAUAUGCAAAAGACAGCACUGCUUGGAUGGAACAGUUUUACCAACUCAUGGAUCUGUACAAAUUUAAGUCCCCUCAAAUCCAGAGGCUUCUACUAGAGUUGCUGCAGAAAGAGGAACUCCAACCCCAAGAGAUCAUGUACAAAAAGGCCCUGAAAACUCAGGAGCUGGUACUUGGUGAACGGUUGUUCUGUGGCUUGUUUUGGGGUCAUUCCCAUGCCCCUGCAAGUCCUCUCAAGUUCCAUAACAUUGUACCUUUGCCUGGAAAGAGCAGGGUGCAUACUAUCCAACCUGUGGGUAUCGCCCAGUAUGGAUUCCUAGAACUUGCCUGGAAAAACCUACCACAAGUCAAUUCUUACUUUAUUGACAAGCCGCCCAACAUCCCUACUCCUACUCUAUGA
Molecule: messenger RNA, 6399 nt
Organism: Neomonachus schauinslandi (Hawaiian monk seal)
Lineage: Eukaryota; Metazoa; Chordata; Mammalia; Carnivora; Phocidae
Product: WD repeat-containing protein 87-like
Exons: 8
Coding region: 1-6399 (2132 amino acids)
Molecular function (GO): protein binding
Source: RefSeq, a predicted model, not a curated record